Hipposideros armiger (great roundleaf bat) is the source of this 4396-nucleotide messenger RNA. RefSeq names its product N-alpha-acetyltransferase 11, NatA catalytic subunit (gene NAA11). Gene Ontology annotation, molecular function: protein N-terminal-serine acetyltransferase activity; protein-N-terminal-glutamate acetyltransferase activity. Gene Ontology annotation, biological process: N-terminal protein amino acid acetylation. The transcript is spliced from 2 exons. Gene Ontology annotation, cellular component: NatA complex. The record is from RefSeq and is a predicted model, not a curated record. Bases 112 to 804 code for a protein of 230 amino acids. NCBI's taxonomy places the organism in Eukaryota, Metazoa, Chordata, Mammalia, Chiroptera, Hipposideridae.
UCCCGCCUCCGCACCACCGAGCGCCGUGGCUUGGACCCCAGUCGCUUGCGCUUGGCCAUAGCUUCUUCCUCGGUCACCGCAAUCCGACGUCAGCUCGCUACCGCCGCCAUUAUGAAUGUCCGCAAUGCUCGGCCAGACGACCUGAUGAACAUACAAUACUGCAACCUCCUUUGCCUGCCGGAGAACUACCAGAUGAAAUACUAUUUCUACCAUGGUCUUUCGUGGCCCCAGCUGUCUUACAUCGCCGAGGACGACGAUGGGAAGAUUGUGGGCUACGUCCUGGCCAAAAUGGAGGAGGACUCAGAUGAUGACCCCCAUGGGCAUAUCACCUCCCUGGCCGUGAAGCGGACACACCGGCGCCUUGGCCUGGCCCAGAAGCUGAUGGACCAGGCCUGCCAGGCCAUGAUAGAAAACUUUGGCGCCAAGUACGUGUCCCUGCACGUCAGGAAGAGUAACCGGGCAGCCUUGCACCUGUAUUCUAACACCCUCAACUUCCAGGUUAGUGAGGUGGAACCCAAGUACUAUGCUGAUGGAGAAGAUGCUUAUGCUAUGAAGCGAGAUCUCUCACGGAUGGCAGGUGAGCUGAGGCGGCGGCUGAAGCCGAAGAAGGCCGGGUACGUGGGGCUGGUCUCCAGGGAGAACCAGGAGCCCCAGCGCAGCACGCUUCCUGGUUCCCAAGAGGCCGGUCAGCAGGAGAAGAACCUGCUCGCUGACAGCAGUGGCAGUGACAGCAAGGAACUCAGCGAAUCCACGGAGAGCACCAAUGUGCCGGGCAGCUCAGAAGACUCAGAUUCCACCUCCUAGAGCCUGCUUUAAAGCAUUGCAGGUCCUUGUGUCUCAGCAGCAUCUUCUCGGGGGUCAUCUCACAGUGACCCUAAUGGCAUCUCACUCUCAGCAACAACCUUCCACAUACCCUCCUGGGAUCGUGAUGGAACACCUGGACACAAGAGCCCGCUGCACAAGAGCCAAGGAAGUUUGAGGCCUGCCGUCACAGAGCCUUCCUUGGCCUCCUCGCACCGCGCUGCCAUUUAAUUCUGUUUGUAGUAGUCCUAUGGUGGGUGUGGCUGUCUUGCUAGUUGUUUCUUCCUAGAAUGCCAGACAGGAAGCAGGGUCAAGUCCUGAAGCCCCUCUGCUUUCAGUUUAUUUUGUUAAGUCUGUGUUCUCAUCCUUAAGGGGAUAGUCAGGAUCAUCAAGUCAGACCUCAUGGGCCCUUCCUCUCCCUUCUUUUCUGAUCGAAGUAUUCUAUUUCUUCCUCCUCGCUCUGGGAACUCCUCCUCUAUCACACCCUGCCCUUUCUCUUUCCCAGUGGGAGAAAGUGGUAAGGGCCUCUACUGUGCAGUCAGAACUUCGAGAUUUUAAGAAAGAGACAACCAGUAAUUAAAUUGGAAUAUCUAAUGUCCUUGUGUCAAUUUGUAGUUUUGGUUUUUUGUAAUGACAUAACUUGCCAUUUAUUGAGUACCUAUAUUGUUCAGGCACGAUGCUAGGACGUUUAUUAAUAAUCUCAGCAACCUUAGGAGGUAGGUAUUAUUAUCCCUGUUUUAUAGAUGAGGACCUGAAGCUGAAAGAAGCGAAGUAAAUAUGUAGGAUCUGAACCGAAGUCUAUUUUAAUUCAAAGCCAAAACUUCCUUUCACUUUCCUACUGCUACUCUUUGCAUUUUAUUUAGAAAAGUGUAAAAACUUUAGCAAAAAAAAAGGAGAAUCUGCUGUUUUAAAAUGUUGUGUUAGCUUAAAACAUGGCAACUUAUGUCACUUGUAAAUAUUUAUGUAACCCACCAUUAUAAUCCCACUUUACUUAAUUUUUCUCCAGUAAAAAUAAGUGAAGAAAAAGUGCUUGGACCUCUGCAAUGUAAGUCACCAGAUAAAUCCAGAGUUAUCUUACUUAAUGUUGUGUUUAUAGUCACUGAAUGUGAAAACUAUAGUAUGUAACAUUUCUCAUGUUUAAAUUGCUAUGAAAACUGGUGUAUAUGGUUUUAAGUCAAAGCCCUGAUAUUAACCAUCUGAUGACAAGAGAUAAGUCUGUUCUCUGCAAUCCUAUGAACCCUGCUAAGCGCUUCUUACACAUCCACCACAAUGUACUCUGAGAAUGCCUACCUGAUAGGAAAUAAUUGCCUGAGGAAGACAUAAAAGUUUUUUUUUUCCUGUACAACUAGGAUUUGCUAUUUUCUGUGCCAGCACAAACCUCUCAUCUAUCUUUCCAUCGUUCCUUUUUUUCUUUUGGAUUUUCCCUGCAAAUCUAUUCCUUCCCCUCAAGCAUGUGUUUAUCUCUUUAUUUUAAAAUAUUACAGCUUGCUAACAUCUGUCUCUAGGGCAGCAUAAUCUGACUGAUGAAAUAUUCCAUGUUUUCCUUGAGCCCCUGUCACUGUCUUCACAUUAACAGCUUAGCAGAUGGAGAAACAGAAGGAGUAGCCUCAGCUUACCUGAAUGGUUUCUCUCCAGGACCAGGCACAUUACUGUCUAGUAACUUGAUGAUAGGAAUUGGAGUAAUUGGAAAAGAGGAAAUGAUAAUCUGACUUUUGCAGUGUUAUUUACUAAACUAUUGACUUCUUUUCUUUGUUAUUGUAAUAUCCAGUUUCAUAUCAAGAGAAGGCAGAAUUAUAGCAACCUACCUAGCUUAGACUGUGCCUAUUUAGAUAAUGAAAGUAAAAUACACAAUAAUACUGAUAUUGCUUUGGGCAUAAAUUAGCAUGUUCCCAAGUGGUUCAGGGCACUAACAGUGAGUUAGUAGCAGCAGUAGCUUCCUGUAAUACUGAGACAGAGCCUGACAAAGCUUUUUGUAAUAGCGUUGUUCUUUCUACAUAGGACAAAUUGUUGUUGUUUUUAAUGGACUGUCUGCUUUUUACUUAAGUACAAUCUAGAGAGGCCAAAACAAGGCUCUGAAGCAAGGAUGUAGCGUAGUUAGUGGUGAAUACCCUUGUUUCAGCUGUAGAGACUGACCCACAGCCCUCCUUUACUUGCAGUUUUAACAAAACUACUGGGUGGGCUCAGGCCCAUCCGCAAAUUGUUCAGAAAUAUUAAUCAUCAAGAUACAAAGCUUUCUUUGGCGAAAAGAGAGAAACUUGUAAUGAAGCCCUUGAGUUACCUAGUUAGAAUUUGUAUGAUUUUCCUUUUUUGCAGAUAAGAACAAGGGGCAAGAGGUUAUCAUCUGAAAUAAAAUAAUGGGGUGUGUGGAUGUUGGGAGAAAUAGGGAGUAGUGCUGGAAGUUAGUCCAAAGCUGGGAAAAUUUGAAAAGAAUCAGGAUUCCAAAAUAGCUGAAAAGAAGUUUUCUCAAAUUUUAAUGUGCAGAUGAGCAUCUGAGGGAUCAUGUUAAAAAAUGUAGAUUUUGUUUCAGUUGGUCUGAGUUGGGGCCCGAGCGUCUGCAUUUCUAACUAGUUCCUAAUAACACUGAUGUUGCUGGUCUAGGAACCACACCUUGACUAGAAGGGUCUUCCAGCUCCUCUCCAACCUUGGAACUGCAGUCCCAGUGCACUUGUGACGAGCCUUUCGGGUGAUUUGGAUUAGACCCUAAAUAAUUCACAACCCCAUUCUUAAACACACACUCACACAAAUCCUGUUUGUCUUUGGAAUUUUGUCACAUUAAGGUUGAUGGCCUAAUAAUUUCAAUAAAAAUCCCAGAUAUAUUUCACCAAAAUGUACAGAAAAUAAUACCUUAUAUAUACAGUGCAUAAAAUGUAUUGAUGAUAAUCCACAUUACAUCUUCUGUUAUAUUAGAAUGCUUUGAUAUUUCUUUAUUGUUGACUUCCAAACAAGGGAAUGGUAUAUGAGAUUUUACAGUUUCACUUUUAACGAACACUCAGUUUGGUGUGUUCAUUGGUGCAUAGAUUACCCUGGUCUCUACGAAUUUUCUCCACGCUGACAUUUGACAUAAAAUUUGAAAAUGAACACAAUUUUUUUUUUUAAUUGGAGCAUCAUAUCUCUAUGUCAGUGGUGGUGGUGUGGGAAACACUUUCAAGAGAGAUUUCCCAUCAGGGGAUAAGAAUUUCUAGCCCUGGGCUUCUCAAAGUAUAGUUCAUGGACCUCAUGCAUUAAAAUCACCCAGAUGCUAUGCUGAAAAUGCAGUUUCUUUUACUCUAGCUCAGAUUUACAAAAUCUGAGUCCCAUAUUUUUAACAAACCUCCAGGUGAUUGAUUUGCAUACUGCCAUCUGAAAAUCACUGACAUAGUACAAGGCUUUGAAUUCCUCAUAAAGGUAAUUUGAAGGGCAUUUGUUUCAUGGUGAUACUCUCCAGAUUUAAAAUUAAUUUGUCAAAAGAAGCAAAAAGCUCAGAGAAGAUACAGCACGUUUUUAUUAUAAAACAUAUGUGGGAAGGGUUGAGGUGACAUAAUGGGAACUUGGUACUUUGCUCAUUUUUUUCUGUAAAUCUAAAGCUCCUUUAAAAAUAGUUAAUUACAAAAUAAAA